UAGAAACCAUUUUUGGUAUGCUUCCAAGGAAUGUGGUGGUGAUGAGAGGAAAAUGAAGGCAAUUUGGUUUGGCAUUCUGCAUCAUGUGGUUAAUGAACAUGAGUGGUUAUUGAAUGUUGAUGGUACAUAUGGUGGAUGUGCUCAUGAACCCCUGUCUGUAGAAAACCAGUGUAAGCCUUGGCUCGAAAAAGGAUCACCUGCUCAUUUGGCCCUUAGAAAUAUUGUAGAGGAUAAGCGCCUGCUGAAAAAUCUUGGGCACUACACUAACUUCAGACAUACUGGUUUCUUGGAAUCUUUUCAUAGCCACAUGUUGAUGUAUGCUCCCAAACGACACUCGUACACAUUUGUUGGAUAUAAGGCUAGGACCCAGCUCGCUGCCAUAGAUUUUAACAUGCAUGCUGGACGUGAACAAGCUGUUAGUGAAGAUGGACAACCAAAGUUCAAAAUCAACUAUUCAAAACAGUCAAAAAGAUUCUACCCGUCAGCUGUAUUGGUUCCAAAACAAUAUACUUAUAUUACUGAGCUACAAGAACUUGUAUUCAGGAUGAGAUCUACUGUUGAAGGGCAUUUGUCUCAGCACAUAUCAUUUGCUGAAGAUGAUCCACGCCGAAUCCACAGGAGAAGAUCUCUUAUGGACCCACCAAGCUUGUCAGAUCUUGUUUCACAACAUCUGAGUAGAUUUUCAAGAUCAUCUACAUCAGAUUGUACUACAUCUAACCAGACUACUUGACACAUGGGGCCAGGAACAGCCACUGAUGACGCUGUAUACAAUCAAAACCUGUUUCGGCGUGCAUACUACAGUGUAAAGGCCAGAAACAGUUGUUAAAUAUGGUGUCCAGUUUAGUAUGAUAGAAAGUGGGUCAAGACUGAAUAUUCGUGGUUCCAGCGUUUCAUAAUAAAUAUUUUCUAUCAAUAAAUGCACUUUCAAAUGAUAUUCAUCAUAACCUUGUUAAAGAAAAAGUCAAGCCAAACAACAUAAUGACCCCUCAAGAAAAAGCUCCAUAAAUGUAGGAGAAUGCAAUGUUUUCAUUCUCUAGAUAUUCAACUUUUCAUCCGUAUUACCGUAUGUAGUCAAGCAAGCAAAGGAUUAUGGGUAAAGUCUGACAUCAUAGAAUCUGUUGUCAGAAAUUGAGAAAAUGAUUUCAUCUAUAACUUCAAAAGUGAAAACUUCAAAUUGGCUGAAAGUUUAGAACAUGGUAGCAUAUAUGUACUUGUGCUUCUAAAAUAGUUGUCAUGGAAACAGAACUGAAAAUAUUUAUUUACAUGUUUUUUUGGGAGUAUUAUGUUGUUAGCCUUGACUUUCCUUUUAAAGGUCAUUAGCAUAUUGUGUACGCAGUGUGCAUGCUUCUGUCCCUUCUCCUGUAUUGACUGCUCAGCAAAAGAUUUGUACACACUCCUACCAUGUCAUACUCUGUAAUAUGCCAGAAGUGCUGUAGUAAGAAAACCAUGAAUAACAUCGAAUGCCAACCAAGAAAACUGAAUGUGAAAAGUUUAUUUUUCUAUAUUGUACACUACAUAGAAGUAUGACUACAGCAGCUGAACAAAUUUGGCAGUUUGAAAGGCCAUGUUAGUCAUCUGACCACAUAGAUCAAAGGGAACUCUAUUAUUGCUAACAUCCAAGUUUAAAACCCAAUGUGACCAGAGAAUACUGUAAACAGUUACAAUUUGGCGGCUAGAAAAUUUCAUGAUUUUUUAAUUUGAGGCACAUCAGCGGCAAUUGAAUUUUGUGAAAGUUGCCUGGAAUUUAAAGCCACAUAAUUUUUUUAUUGACUCUCUCAUACUGGUAUUUGUAUCUGUGCUACGUUUAACAAUUACAAUGCCUGCCAAAGCUUUGAACGUCGCCAGAUUUAAACGAUGAUACUGUUUUAAACAUGAUUUUCAGGUUUUCGUAAAAAUGUAUAGCAAGCAAAAUUAAAGCGGUUUACAGUAUGGCUAUUGAGAUUAACUAUCAUAUAAAUUCUGUUUGGAAUCUAGCUGCUAAUUUUUUUAUUCUCUUAUUUAUACAGUUGUUACAAAGUGCAUUAUUAAAUGUGACUAACUGAUUAGUAUUUAUAAUAUAAAUCAAGACCAGAGAUGAUCAAUCCUGUAUUGCACCUUCUUUAAAGCCAACAUAUACAUUAUUGGGGCUAGGAAAUCUUCGCCUUACUGCCCAAACACAGCAUGAUGGUACAACACGACGGUUACCUUUCCCCAAACGUCCAUAUUGCCAAUAAAUAAAUUGCCUAUAGGCAUAGUGACGAAAACAUGCAUUGUCUCUAAGAGGAUUCUCAGCAUAUACAUCAGCCACCACUCUCAUUGCUACUUCAAGGACAUCACCAUCUAAUACUAAAUGUUGGAAUAACCAAGAACCAGUAAGACACUCUUGGCCUUGUCUGACAACACAACAUUUGUUCUCAAUCUGAGUUGGCAUAUUUAUGCAUUGUCCACACUU
Messenger RNA from Saccoglossus kowalevskii, 2431 nucleotides. RefSeq lists its product as uncharacterized. The record is from RefSeq and is a predicted model, not a curated record. Lineage: Eukaryota; Metazoa; Hemichordata; Enteropneusta; Harrimaniidae.